GUUCUAGCUUUGCUUUCGCUCUGCGCGUGGAUUCCGCAGCUGCGAGCUGGGCAGAGCUCAUCCUCGAAGAGGUCGAGCCCCUGCUCUUGGACCUCGGCGUUCUGAGUGUGGCGAGGGAGGAGCAGGACGACUUGAGAGUGUACUUAGAGGCCGACAAUCUUCCGCAGAUCCAAGCCAACGAGCUGCGUAGGAGCAUGAGCGAGGAUCUUCCACUCCUUGUUUUUGGCCCACUGAGUGCCUUCCUGGCCACGCUGCUGCGUGGCCGGCUUCUCGUAGCGCUCACCGCAGCAGUGCUGGCAUUUGCGGUGCCAGUCAUUGCUUCACUUGGGAUUUUGGGACGCCGUGAUGAGCUGCUCGAGGGCGUGGAGGUCAGGAUAGUGGCCACAGCAGCAUGGUUUCUGGUUGCAGCAGGCGUCGCGGACCUCAGCGCAGCCUGCGCACAUGCGAUGGAGGAGCGGCGGGAGAGUCUUCGAUUGAUGGCGCCCCAGUGGCUGCUUGUCCGGCUGCUGUCCCAGUCAGCGAAACAGUUGCAGGCUGCAUCUCCGCCAAGUCUUUGGCACCAGGUCAUGGCCUGCAUGCCCCUGGAGGCCCUCCUGCCCACAGUGGCAGCUGGUCUUAUGCUGCUACUCCUCUCCAUGCGGGAAAACCUGGAGUUAGUGGCAAAUUUCGCUGCCCAUGCAGGGAUGGGACUCAUACUCUGCGCACCACUGACGGCUUUGAUGGUGCCCGCUGCCGUCGAAGCUGGAGAUGCUAUUGCCGCGCGUGUCCAGGCCUGGCGCGAGGCGAGCGACCUCGAGCUUUCGGACGCCCGGGCGCUCCAGACGGUCUUCGACAACACCUUCCCCUUUGAGCUCGAGCCUGGGUUCUCCCGCGGACCAGUGAGGGGCAAUCAGGUUCAUGUGCUGUCGAAUGAGGGCUGA
This is a messenger RNA of Symbiodinium necroappetens, 920 nucleotides long. The record is from the annotation of a GenBank genome assembly. NCBI's taxonomy places the organism in Eukaryota, Dinophyceae, Suessiales, Symbiodiniaceae.